AAUCUCUUCUACCAACAGCCGUCGGUGCAUUUGCCGAAAGACACGCGUUCGAUCAUGAAUAGAAUCGUAUUACUUUCACUGUUGUCCUUGGCCGCGGCCGCACCGGUAAUCGUCGAUCAACGUUAUAACCAUGAGGAUUUAAUGCGGAUAGUAAGACAUUUGCAAAAUAUCAAGAGAUCGGAUCACGAGAGUUUUGGGAGUUCCGGAGAUGGUGGUAGCUAUGGUGGUGGUGACUAUUCCGGCGGUCACGGAGGUGGUGGUUUUGAAGCUUCCGCUGGACAAUUCGAGUCCGGUGGAGGUCAUUUAGACGGAGGACAUCAGGAUUAUUCUUCUUUCGGUGGAUAUGGUGGACAUGGUGGUGACGAGGGUGGUCAUGGAAUUUCUUUAGAUGGCGGACAUAAUUUUGUUCACAGCGUUCCAGUUUCAGAACACGUUGAAGUUACCAAACCAGUAGCUGUGCCGGUUGUCAAGGAGAUAGGUAUACCAGUGCCACAACCAAUAAAAAUUGGUGUUCCCCACCCAGUUGCUAUCGGAGUUCCACAACCAUACCCAGUAGCAGUACCCGUAUCAAAACCAGUACCAAUUCAAAUUGUGAAAACGGUAGCUGUACCCGUCGAAAAAAAGGUUCCAUAUCCCGUAGAAAAACAUAUACCUGUGCCCGUGGAGAAGCCAGUUCCCAUAACGAUCGAAAAACAUGUGCCAGUUCCCGUGGUCAAGCCCUAUCCCAUCAGGAUUCCUGUUUAUAAAACUAUCUACCAUCAUGCGAAGAAGGGUCAUUAAAAUGGAAUAACGGAGUGUCCUUUCGUCCUUGAAAAAUUUAUGGGCACUCCCAACAGCCAAGAUGGCGGAAAAGA
Messenger RNA from Vespula vulgaris, 854 nucleotides. RefSeq lists its product as uncharacterized. The coding region runs from base 55 to 780 and encodes 241 amino acids. The record is from RefSeq and is a predicted model, not a curated record. The transcript has 3 exons. NCBI's taxonomy places the organism in Eukaryota, Metazoa, Arthropoda, Insecta, Hymenoptera, Vespidae.